CAUCUGGGUUUUUCCAGCUUUUACUCUGUCCUUCUUAUCUUUUUUCCUCAGUUUCUCAAGAGAAAUCAAAACAAUUCAUAAACAUCUCUCUGAUUCUGAUAUGAGUACUCGUUAUUCCUCUCAGUUACAAUCAUCAGCCAUUAACUCCAUCACUGUCUUCUCAUCUUCUUCCCUCGAUCCCACGCCACAUGAUGAUGAUGAUAACACUCGUAUGGCUCCCGAGAGCUCUCCAUCUUCUUCCUUCUUGAUGAGACUGGCCAUGAGGGUAUCUAGAGCAAGGUGGUUCUUUUUCUUGAGAAGGGUGUUUCAUUACCAGAACGCUUCAAGAUCUGAUCUUGGCACCAAUCCUUUCAAUUCUGUCACUUGGAUGAUAUCAGAGCUCAUCGCUUUACUUGUACAGAUCACUGUGAUAACAAUCACACUAGCUUUGUCCAAGAAAGAGAGACCUGUUUGGCCGAUGAGGCUAUUGAUCACCGGUUACAACGUCGGAUGUCUUCUCAAUCUUAUGCUCUUAUACGGUCGGUAUCGUCAACAUGACACUAGCCAAGGAAACGCAUUUGGCUUCGGCGAUAUUGAGCAGCAACAGAGGAGCAGAGAAGAGACCAGGUGCUCGCAUUUGAUGAACAGAUGCAGGACAUCGCUGGAGCUUUUCUUUGCGAUAUGGUUUGUGAUAGGUAAUGUAUGGGUGUUUGAUUCACGGUUCGGUUCAUUCCACUAUGCUCCAAUCCUUCAUGUCCUCUGCAUCUCCUUGCUCGCUUGGAACGCUCUCUGCUACUCUUUCCCGUUUCUUCUCUUCCUCCUGCUCUGUUGUGUUGUGCCUCUCAUUAGUAGCUUCCUCGGCUACAACAUGAACAUUGCAUCUUCUGACAAAGGAGCGUCAGAUGACCAAAUAUCUAGUCUCCCCAGUUGGAAAUACAAACUCAUUGAUGAAACUUCUGAUUCUACUCAAGCAAACAACGAUCCGGAAUGCUGCAUAUGUUUGGCAAAGUACAAAGAUAGAGAAGAAGUGAGAAAGCUUCCAUGUUCGCAUAGGUUUCACCUCAAAUGUGUAGAUCAAUGGCUUCGUAUCAUAUCGUGUUGUCCUCUAUGCAAACAAGAUCUCCCUAACUAAACUAAAAAAAAAAAAAAAAAUCAAAACGAGACACAAGUCACAAACAAGAUUGCAUCUCUCUGACCAGUUCCAUACCCUUUGGUUGUUUUCUUACUUUUGCUUUUGUUUUGUUUUGUUGUCGCCUACACACGGUUACUUGUGUGAGUGUCAUUUUCUUUCCUUUUCUUGUGUACAAAAGAGCUCACCAGUAACCGUAACAAGAAAAUCAUAUAAAAAUGAUCAAUGUGUUGUUUUGUUUACCAGUAAUCAGAGUUUUAUUGCAUUUACUUUU
Camelina sativa (false flax) is the source of this 1382-nucleotide messenger RNA. Its product is annotated as E3 ubiquitin-protein ligase At4g11680-like. NCBI's taxonomy places the organism in Eukaryota, Viridiplantae, Streptophyta, Magnoliopsida, Brassicales, Brassicaceae. The record is from RefSeq and is a predicted model, not a curated record.